UAAGUCUUAGCUCUUCUUCUCGACGACGGUGUAUGAGAUUUAUACAACGAUGAAUCUCUCCACGAGGCUCGCUGAGAAACUUCCCGUAAUCUUACCGGUGCCGUCUUCUCCUCUCCUACGUAAAGGAGUUUCCGAGUUAAGAUUCUUUUCGAUUGCUAACCACAGUAGAAGAUUGAGAUGGGGAUUACAAAAGAAGAUGGUUUGGAGUUUGGAGAGAGCUGAAACCUGUGUAGUGAGCAAUUCAUGUUUUGUUCAUCCUGCAACCGAAGCCUAUGCAAAAGAAGCUAUUGAAGCGAUCAAAUCCGAGAAAGUUAUAGCUGUUCCCACUGAUACGCUUUAUGGCUUCGCUUGUGAUGCUUGUUCGUUAGAAGCGGUUAACCGGAUUUAUGAGAUCAAAGGGCGUAAGCUUACAAGCCCUUUAGCCAUAUGUGUUGGCGAUGUAUUAGACAUCAAGAGAGUUGCUACAACAAAUCACUUACCUCAUGGUUUGCUCGAUUCACUCUUGCCUGGUCCAGUUACUCUCGUACUUCAACGAGGUGAAUCAAGCAUUCUUGAAAAGUCCUUGAAUCCUGGGAUUGAUACUAUUGGAGUACGGGUACCAGAUUGUGAGUUCAUUAGGGAAGUAGCGAGAGGUUCAGGCAGUGUGUUGGCUCUUACAAGUGCUAAUCUAAGCGGUGAUAGAAGCAGCGUUUGUGUUAAAGAUUUUGAGAAUAUCUGGCAGCAUUGUGCUUAUGUCUAUGAUGGUGGUUUGCUUCCAUCGGGUCGCGCAGGAUCUACAAUUGUCGAUCUGACUAAUGCCGGAAAGUAUAAGAUCAUUAGAGCGGGAAGCGCAAAGCAUGCAACAGUGGCGAUUCUUGAAAAGUAUUUGCUGGAGGAAGAAGAAGAAGAAGAAGAAGAGUAGCGUUAGUUAAGAGAAGAAAGCUAAAAGAUGAAUGUGAAGUCUGACUUGCAAAAGAAUGCUGAGGUUUUGCUUUGGUUCUUUAAUAGAUCCUUGCUAUUGGUUCAAGAUAUGUAUGUUUAGUUUGUAAUACGAGAAGAUAGUUGUUGAUUUAGAUUUUGAUCGUAUGCUACCUCCAAUUUUCGUGGUACGCAUCUGUAGUUUAAAGAAACUUGGUGGACCGUUUCAUAAUUUUUACUCAAGUUUAUUAUUACUGGUCAUUAAUGGAAUAAGAAUACUAUUAAACCAA
Capsella rubella is the source of this 1187-nucleotide messenger RNA. Its product is annotated as yrdC domain-containing protein, mitochondrial. Gene Ontology annotation, biological process: regulation of translational fidelity. Gene Ontology annotation, cellular component: cytoplasm. Lineage: Eukaryota; Viridiplantae; Streptophyta; Magnoliopsida; Brassicales; Brassicaceae. The transcript has 5 exons. The record is from RefSeq and is a predicted model, not a curated record. Bases 50 to 901 code for a protein of 283 amino acids. Gene Ontology annotation, molecular function: nucleotidyltransferase activity; tRNA binding; double-stranded RNA binding.